Molecule: messenger RNA, 701 nt
Organism: Synchiropus splendidus (mandarinfish)
Lineage: Eukaryota; Metazoa; Chordata; Actinopteri; Syngnathiformes; Callionymidae
Gene: nudt2
Product: nudix (nucleoside diphosphate linked moiety X)-type motif 2
Exons: 3
Coding region: 52-501 (149 amino acids)
Biological process (GO): ATP biosynthetic process; AMP biosynthetic process
Molecular function (GO): bis(5'-nucleosyl)-tetraphosphatase (asymmetrical) activity
Source: RefSeq, a predicted model, not a curated record
CCCUAAUCCCCGCCGACGUGCACCUAACAUCUCAGUCCAGUCACUCUAACUAUGACCCUCCGUGCUUGUGGCUUCAUUGUGUUUCGUCGCCUUUUGAAUUGUAUUUCUCCCCAAAACAACAUCGAGUAUCUCCUCCUGCAGACUUCAUAUGGAGAGCACCACUGGACACCCCCGAAAGGUCACGUGGACCCUGGGGAAGACGACCUCACCACUGCUCUGAGAGAAACUAAAGAAGAGGCCGGUCUUGGGGCAGAGCACCUGAGGGUGGUGGACGGCUUCUUACAGGAGCUUCACUACGAGGUGAGAGGCAAACCCAAGCUGGUUCUGUACUGGCUGGCUGAGCUGAGCGACCCAGAGACGGCUGUGACUCUGUCUGAGGAGCACCAGAGCUUCCGCUGGGCCCAACUGGAGGAAGCCUGCAAGCUGGCUCAGUACAAGGACCUGCAGGACACGCUGCGAGCUGCACAGAGACACUUGGAAACGGAGCAGACGUCUGCUUAGAAUAAAGGAUCUGUUUUUAAUUGACGUUUAAUCAUGAAUGCUCCGUCAAGUGCCGGAGAUAUUUGCUGACUGAGAUGACUGUGUACUGGUCUUAUACUAUAGAACUCAAACCCUAUGUGAUUUGUCUUUUUGAACCAUUGAAUUAAACUCUGUAGAAUGAGGGAAUUAUGAACUUAAUUAAAUUGAAAAUGUUUGAAAAU